Crotalus tigris (Tiger rattlesnake) is the source of this 3395-nucleotide messenger RNA. RefSeq names its product ETS repressor factor like (gene ERFL). The transcript is spliced from 5 exons. The record is from RefSeq and is a predicted model, not a curated record. Lineage: Eukaryota; Metazoa; Chordata; Lepidosauria; Squamata; Viperidae. Gene Ontology annotation, biological process: regulation of transcription by RNA polymerase II; cell differentiation. Bases 1 to 1233 code for a protein of 410 amino acids. Gene Ontology annotation, molecular function: DNA-binding transcription factor activity, RNA polymerase II-specific; sequence-specific DNA binding. Gene Ontology annotation, cellular component: nucleus.
AUGGACUGUAAUUGCGUCUCAGAUCUGCUGCUCACCUCUCCUGUGCCAGCUCUCUGGACCCCAGGUUUUGCUUUCCCGGAUUGGGCCUAUAAACCGGAGUCCAGUCCCGGUUCCCGUCAGAUCCAGCUCUGGCACUUUAUCCUGGAGUUGCUGCAGAAGGAAGAAUACCAGAAUGUCAUCGCCUGGCAAGGAGACUACGGCGAGUUUGUCAUCAAGGAUCCCGACGAAGUGGCCCGGCUCUGGGGUAUUCGUAAAUGCAAGCCCCAUAUGAACUACGACAAGCUGAGCCGGGCUUUAAGAUAUUACUACAACAAGCGGAUCCUCCAUAAGACCAAGGGAAAACGCUUCACCUACAAGUUUAACUUCAGCAAAGUGGUCUUGGUUAAUUACCCACUCCUGGACAUGGCUGCCAACUCCCCGUUUCUUCUCACUCAGAAUCCUUUCAACGGGAGCAACCACGGGGCUGACUGCACCCCGCUGACCCCCGAGGCCUUGCAAAGUCUCUUCUCAAGCCCUCGCUUGGGGGAUCCCUCCAGCCGCACCCCACUCUUUGAACGUCAGCCAGAACCAGAGAAACUGAGGCUGGAUGCAGCCUUCCCAUUCUUGGGAUCAGGUAUGGCUGGGUACACCAAGCCUCCCAGUUUGCUGACUCCAUAUGGCCGGAAUACCUUUCCCGAAUAUCCGUGGAAUUUUAACCCUUACCUGUCCAGCACUUUCCCUCUGAACAGCUCCAAGCUACCCACCUCUCUGUAUUCCCCUCACUUCUACCCCAACCCUUUGUCUGGCUCCCUGGCCCAGCUCCCCACACCCAUCUCCCUCCUGCCCAGCGAAAACCCCGAGAGAACGGCCGCCCUGGGGGGCAGCUCUGUGCCCCGUCUCUGCCUCCCGCCCCAUAGCACAACUCUGCCCCUUCGCGGGGAUGUCCACGGACCGAGCGCUCGCAAUAAGGAACUGCUGGGCACCAGGCCGCCCAGCCCUUCGGGGGGUCGAGGGGCUAAAGAGGACACCGCGUCCGAUUCCGAGUUGGAAAUUACAGAUUUGAGUGAAUGCAGUUCGGAAAAUGAAGGGGGCGACUUUAGCCCCGCCAGUCUGGAGACGUUAGAGAGCCAGGUGCCAAAUUACAAGCGGCUGGAGCGCGAGCGGACGGCCAGAGCGAGGCCUGGUCAGCUCGAUGGGGAGGUGGGAGUCGGCCUGGCCCUGAUCAAGCAGAGGAAGCCUGUGGCGAGCAGUUGAAACCGAGCCCCCCCAAAAGCUUGAUGGCCGGUGCUUCUCUCUGGUCCCGAUUCGAAAUCAAGGUUAAAAGAAACAAAACAACACACGCCCACCCCUCUCUGUUCGUUUGAUGUCUAUUUUUAUAGGAAAGUUCUAUUCAAGGAAUAUACUGAGUCUAAUCCCACGUCCUGCCCCCAAUUCCCCAUACAAUCACCCCUUCUCUAAGUCCUUCAGGGGAGGCUGGGAUUCUCUCCUGCUCAAAAGGAUCAAUGAUGCCAAGACAAAAAAAAAAAGACCGUCUCUUGGAGAUGAGGCUGGUUGAUGGUGGUGGUGGUGGUGGUUGAAAAGACAGACCCAGAUCCCACCUGCCUGGCUGACCGAUCUGAGUUUCCUGGUCACACAUUUCCCUCCUUCCCUCUCAAAUUUAUUUCCUCCGAGAAGCUACUAUCCGUUCAAAGCCCUGUUGCCACCACCGUCCACCCCAGAUCUUCUCCACCAUUGACCUCCAUGCUCAUGGGCUGGCCAGUUCCACAACAGCUAAAAACGUUUCAAGGAAAUCCUUCUCCUAAGGGUGAAAUGUGCAAUAGCUUUUUUUUUUUUUUAAAGACCUGUAGAGAGAACCAGUUUACUUGGUUCUGGUGGCCGAGGGAGAACCCCCAAAGUAGCUUCAGCCAGCUCGGUCCACCGGCCCCAAAUCAGGCAUCUACCAGAAGUGAAUAGAGAUCAACAUUGCCCAAGGUAGUAGCACAGUGGCGGCGAACCUAUGGCACGCGUGCCAGAGGCGGCACUCAGAGCCCUCUCUGUGGGCACGCGAGCUGUUGCCAGAGUUUGCCAGAGUAGCGAGCACGUGGCGUUUGGAAGCGACAGGGCAGGAAGUGAGUGAGCAAGCAGUGUUUGGCCCCCGGGGAGGCCCCCGAGAUGGCGAGGGACUGGCCCCGGCCAUGCUCACCCAGUCUGCCAUGACCAUUGCAGCCACGCCCACCCAGUGCGCCAUGCCCCCCCCAAGGGCACCACAAUGCUGAUGCAGCCCUGGCAUUUUGCGAUAAAUAAGUGGGUUUGGGGUUGCAGUUUGGGCACUCGGUCUCUAAAAGGUUCGCCAUCACUGUCCUAGCAGGACCUUUUCCCGACUAACCACGUUGAUUUAAAAUGCGAUGCCUUGGUUGCCCACAUCGAUGUGACAUGGCUCUCCUCCUAUUGAAUUCGUCAAAAUCUCUUCCAGAGAACUUUGUUGAAGUGCAGAGAGAAUUUGCUGGCAAAAAGUAUGCCCAGGGGUGGCUUAACUCCGUUUUCCGCCCUUGCAGGUGGUCCUUACAGAAAUUUAAGAAAGGUAGCAGUUCUCUUGGUCCCAGCCAGAGGCUUAAAGGCUGUCCCGUUUUGAAAAUUUGCUACUUCCUGUCCUUCAAAGGAUCAGCUGCUGGAACACCUAUUGAGGUUUAUAAAUCAGGAUUCAAGUACAGGAAAUCCUCAACUUUUUGACGACCUCAGUUGGGAAUUUCUGAUGCUAAGCAAAGCAGUUAAGUGAGCCACACCCGAUUUUUCCUCUUCCCCCCCCUCCCAAGGCUGUUAAGUGAAUCCUUGCGGUUAGGUGACUCAUGCGGUCAUUAAAUGAAUCUAAUGUCCUCGUCAGAGAUCAGCUGGGAAGGUUGCAAAUGGCGAUCACACGAGCCCAGAUGCUGCAACCCUCAUGAAUAGGUGUCGGUUGCCAACUGUCUAAAUUUUGACUGCGUGACCGUGGGGAUGCUGUGAUGGUCCUGUGUGUGAGGACCAAUAAUCAUUAAGUUGCUUUUUUUCGGCUCCAUUUCCAACUUCCAACGGUCACUAAAGGAAUGGGCGUAAGUCGGGGAUUAUCUCUAUGGGCUCCCAAAUACCAAUUGUUGCUGGGAAGAAGUGUUCUUUACAUUUUACAUUUUUUCAGAGCGCAACUAAGUUGUUGCAUGGCAGUGUGGCCUCUUUAGGAAGUGUACCUCUUCGAGUAACAUCUGGAGAUGACACCGAAUGGCCCUAAGGAAGCGAUGAGCUUGGUUAAUGGCCAGAAACAGCUGGCUAAUCCAGCUGCACUUCAGAAGCAGGACACUGGAAUUUGAGGAAGAAUUUGGGCCAGUUGAUUGCUUUAUUAUUCCAUAUCCCCAUCCUGAGCUUUUUGAAGUGCAAUAUUGUCUUGUCUAUUCUGGUGUGACCUUUCU